This is a messenger RNA of Daldinia caldariorum, 1865 nucleotides long. Its product is annotated as cytochrome P450 4V3. Gene Ontology annotation, molecular function: monooxygenase activity; oxidoreductase activity, acting on paired donors, with incorporation or reduction of molecular oxygen; iron ion binding. The record is from RefSeq and is a predicted model, not a curated record. The coding region runs from base 1 to 1698 and encodes 565 amino acids. NCBI's taxonomy places the organism in Eukaryota, Fungi, Ascomycota, Sordariomycetes, Xylariales, Hypoxylaceae. The transcript has 4 exons.
AUGGCGAAGGCUGAUGCGGUGUUCGCGCUCAUGCGGGGCUUGUACGUCCUGCUCGCUGUCGUUGUAUUACGGUUCCUGUACAAAACAUAUGUUGAACGAAGUCGAGUAAGACGUUUGAAAGCCCAGGGAAUCCCCAUACUACCGCAUUCGCUAUUAUUCGGCCAUCUUCCCAUCUUUGCAGCCUUUCGCGGAGUUUGCCCUCCGGAUGUCAAUAUCUAUGAAUUCCAUUACUGGCUCGCCACGAAUGUCGGCAAGUACUUUCCGGGCCAUGAUAAAUUACCGCCGGUUAUUUACUUAGACCUUUGGCCUAUGUCGAGGUCUCUCGUGCUCGUAUUUGACCCCGUGGCCGCGGCCCAGUUCACGCAGGCCAAGAGUCUUCCGAAGGACUAUGUCACCACUGCUUACAUGCACCCGCUGACGCAGAACCUGGACAUCGUGUCUACGGAAGGAGAGCAGUGGAAGAAGUGGCGCUCGAUGUUCAACCCCGGAUUCAGCCAGCGGAACCUGACGGCUCUUCUCCCGGAACUCAUCGAAGAGGCCCAGAUAUUCGCAAAUGGGCUUAAAGAUAUGGCCGGUAAGGGUGGAGAGUGGGGGCCCGUUUUUCAGCUCGAGAAGAGAACGAUCAACCUGACUUUUGACAUCAUUGUCAGAGCAUCUGUAGAUUUGCGAUUGCAUGAGCAGUCGAAUCCAUCGACCAGCCCUUUCAAGGCUGCCUUGGUGGAACAACUUCGAUUGAUGGGGAAGCUGUCAAAGUCAAGCGCAUUGUAUUCUCUUCUGGCUCUCUGGCACCGGACAGCUCUCAAACGGAACAAUCGGACUAUGCGCGAAUUCCUACUUCCGCAGAUAGAAAAACGGUUACAUUCAGACGUCAACGCGAGCCAGAAGAAAACGAUUGUCGAUCUUGCGAUGAAGCACGUCGAUAAGGAGGAUGACGGUGCCUUUAAAGAAAAGCUCGACGAUGAUUUCGUCGAGAAACUCAUAGCGAAUCUGAAAGCGUUUAUGUUUGCCGGCCACGACACGACCUCGUCGACGAUCUGCUUCAUGUUAAAGUUACUGCAAGACAAUUCGGAGUGCUUGGCGAGGCUCCGGGCCGAGCAUGAUUCCGUUCUAGGGACUGACCCGGAAAAAGCCAUGGACACUCUGAUCGCAUCGCCUCACCUCUUGUACUCGCUCCCGUAUACCUUGGGUGUAAUUAAGGAGACACUAAGGUUGUUCCCCCUGGCGGCAACUGUCCGCGAUAGCGAUCACAUCCCAGGGUUCUUCAUUACCGUCCCGGGAUCGCCGACCAAGUAUCCUAUGGAAGGCUUCGGACCCUGGGUGGGAGCGCCCGGAGUGCAGCGCAAUCCCGACUACUGGCCGCGACCGAACGAAUGUUUACCGGAGCGCUGGAUGGCUGCUGAGGGUGAUCCGCUGUACGUUGCUACUAAGGAAGCCUGGAUACCGUUCUCUCUAGGGCCCAGAAACUGCGUGGGAAUGGAGCUGGCAAUGGUUGAACUGAGACUGGUCGCUAUAUUAAUAGCACGUACGUUUGACAUUGAGGAGGCAUGGGAAGAGUGGGACAAGAAGCAAGGACCUAAUGCGACUCCUACUCACAUUGUAAAUGGUAGACGCCUUUACGGUGUCGGGGAUGGGCCAGUCCAUCCGAAGGAUGGCAUGCCAGUGCAUGUAAGACUACGGAACCACGAGCCGUCCAUCUGAUAGCGGUCGACUGGGCUCGUCAAUAGUAUAUAGACACGAUGCUUGGUUUGGGAAUUCAAAGGUCUGGUCCCCAUUACUGUUGUACUUACACUCAGAUAUACAUACUGUAAAUUGGAAUAUUCGCUGGGACAUGUAGAUGUAGCUCAUCGUCGAUAUUCAUCUUGGCG